Molecule: messenger RNA, 2385 nt
Organism: Symbiodinium pilosum
Lineage: Eukaryota; Dinophyceae; Suessiales; Symbiodiniaceae
Source: the annotation of a GenBank genome assembly
AUGACUGAGGCCGAGGGAGUGAUCCGCAACGAGUCUGGGUACAUUACCCACACGGGCAAAAAGGAUUUUGGGCCCCUCGAAUUCACUGGCAAGAUAGGUGGCGGGCUGAGGUUAGACUUGCGUCGGCGGCUGCCGUUGUACGUCAGCGACUGGACGGAUGCUUUCAAGGCCGAAAACUUCCAGAAGUCCGUGUCGUCCAUUUUGUACUUGUUCAUCGCCGCUUUGGCGCCUGCCAUCACUUUCGGGAGUAGGUUCUUGGAUGGCACCAACGGGUACCAUUUGGACCUCUUCGUGCGCGGAGCACUGACUCUCCCCGUCUGCGCUGUUCUGGGCUUGCCACUGUCUGUGGCUUCCACCGUGCCCAGCAUCACGCACGUGAUCUCCCUGACCACGUACGAGGUGAAGCAGCUGCCUGAGGGGGAGCAUAAGGUCCCGACCAAGGUGGUGGAGCAGCGUGCUGAUCGGAUGUGCACUAUUCUUGGCCCCUGUGCUGAAGUUCCUGCCGCGGGCCGNNUCUUCUUCUACAUGGGCAUCGCCUCCCUCACCGGCAACAACUUCGAGCGCCUCUUCCUGUGGCUCAUCUGGGACUCGGCCAAGUACCCUCAGUACCACUACAUCUGGAAGCUGCCCAUCAGCCGCGUCCACCUUUACACCUUUGUGCAGCUGAUCUGCUUGGCGAUCCUCUAUGGCUUGAAAGCAAUCAAGGAAACGAGCGUGGUUUUCCCCUUCUUCAUGGCCUCCCUGGCCAUCAUCAGGAAGGGCCUGCGCUGGAUGUUCACCGAGGAGGAGCUGCAGCUCCUUGACAGCCUGCCGGAUGAAGACGAGGAUGGCGAGGUGUUGAGCACAGAGAAGCCGGACCUUAUGAACCUCGAGAAGCCCGAGAGCGAGAAGGUGGAGGUGGAGAUCUGCGAGCAGACAGUGCCGUCGCGCGGAGCUUGGGUUGUCGACAGUGCAGCCCUUGACCGGGCACGGCGGAAUCUUUUCAGCUCCGUGUUUGCGGUUGCAGUGGGACUCACGUCAGGCAUAUUCGUCAUCACUGGCAUCGCUGCCAAGCCAACAGGGUCCGGUUCUGUGUACUUGUAUGCAUACGUGGCCUUUGGUGAAAUCUUCGCCGUUUUGUUUGGACUGAAUGUGCUGGUGGAUUAUCACGUUGGUGCUGCAAUCGCAGUGUCCUCGUGCGCUUCCUACUUCCGCAAAACGCUUCUCAUGAUGCUUCCUUCGAUUUGGUUGCCGAGCACGCAGGUCUUUUCGCUAGCUUUGGUGGGUGUGCUGACGGGCAUCUUAUCUGUUGGUGUGGAAAACGGAUUAAAGCGUGUGAAUGGCUUGCUGGUGCUCAGCAAGCUGGUGAUUGUGUUUAUGAUCAUCGGCAUUGGAUCUACCAAGGUUCAGCUGGAGAAUUUAUCUCCAUUCUUCCCGUGCGGCUUUGGGCCGGUGGCCAGCAUGUCCGCAACCUGUUCUUUUUCCUUCGUAGGAUUUGGCACCGUGACAAAUGCUGCGGAAGAGUGCCAAAAUCCUCAGCGGGAUUUGCCUAUUGGCAUUACAGUGUCUCUUCUCAUCUGUGCACUGUUGUACAUACUUUUUUCACUUGUGCUGGUGGGCAUUAUUCCGUACACAGAGAUAGACGAGGCGGCACCGGUAGAGGCAGCUUUUGGCCCGCAAUACGCCAACAUCCCCUGGGUUGCCUUGCUGGUCAACUGGGGCGCAGUCAUCGGCCUUUUCACAACUCUUGUGACUGGGAUGUAUUCGCAGGCUCGAAUGUAUCUCGCCAUGGCUCGAGACGGUCUCUUCUUCCAGCCAUUCGGCCGUGUGUCUAGCUUUGGAACGCCUGUCAAUGCUCAACUCCUUUGUGGAGCCAUUGCAGCCGUAUUGGCAACCUGUCUCCCAGUGCAGGGCCUCGUCCUUUUCCUGAACAUUGGAGUGCUUUUCUCUUAUACCAUUGUCUGUGCCGGGGUUCUGGUGCUUCGAGCCGAUUCACCAGAAAGAGCUGCUCAGUGGGCUGCCGCGAUGACCUGUGCAGCGAUCGUGGCCUCAACCAGCUCCACGUACAUUUGGCAGAGCUGGUGGGCUCUCUGCGGUACGCUGGUCUUCGCACUUGCUGUAGUUUUAUGUUGGAUUCCGUUCUUCAAGUACAGCUACUCCAGACCUGGCACGUUUGCCUGUCCUGGAUGCCCUGUACUUCCUUUGCUUGGGCUGACAAUCAACGGAUACAUGCUUUCACAAUGCCACUGGCAGGCCUGGCUUCGACUGCUCGCGACGACGAUUGCCAUAGUCGCUGGCUAUGCUUUUCGAGUCAGACGAGCACUGAAGCUACAAGGACGAAGCAAUUCAAGCGACGAGCUGACGGUGUCGCUGCCGACAGUUGAGUCUGCCGAUGUUUCCAGAUAG